AUGGUGGUUGGCAUGAGCGGCAGUAUGUUGUCAGACAAUCUCGAUCUGGACUUGCUGCAGAUCGAGGCUUUGACUGCCUUCUACCUCCUUUCGAUUGGUCAGGUCCAUCGGUCAUCGAGGUUUCUUGCGGUCGCAAUCCGACCGGCUAUGGCGAUGAGUUUCAACUGUAGCCAGAAAGAUACUAUUGAGGCCUAUUCAGAGACUCGAUAUCGGGCAUGGUGA
This is a messenger RNA of Penicillium cosmopolitanum, 222 nucleotides long. RefSeq lists its product as uncharacterized. NCBI's taxonomy places the organism in Eukaryota, Fungi, Ascomycota, Eurotiomycetes, Eurotiales, Aspergillaceae. The record is from RefSeq and is a predicted model, not a curated record. The coding region runs from base 1 to 222 and encodes 73 amino acids. The transcript has 2 exons.